AUGAGCGAUACAGAACUCGAAGCCCCCGUCGAGCACGCCUCAGCUUUCGGCCAGCUCGUCACCGGUCCCCCUGGCGCGGGCAAAUCCACCUACUGCAACGGUCUGCAUCAAUUCCUCUCAGCCCUCGGCCGCCCAGUCCACAUUAUCAACCUCGACCCCGCCAUAUCCUCCCCCCCCUACCCCUGCUCCAUAAACAUCCAAGACCUCAUCACCCUCGACUCUGUCAUGUCUGAAUUCUCCCUCGGCCCCAACGGCGCCAUGCUCUACUGCAUAGAAUACCUUGAAGCGAACUUCGACUGGCUGGUGGAGAGGCUGGAUGAGGUGCUAGGGGAGGAGGGAGGGAAUGGGUAUGUGGUGUUUGAUACGCCGGGUCAGGCAGAGCUGUGGACGAAUCACGAUAGUUUGAAGAAUGUGGUAGACAAGUUGGUCAAGAUGGAUUAUAGAUUGGCGGCGGUACAUCUCAGCGACUCGCAUUAUAUCACCGACGCUUCCAAAUUCAUCUCUGUCACCCUCCUGGCUUUGCGGGCGAUGCUGCAGAUGGAAAUGCCCCAUCUCAACGUGCUGAGUAAGAUCGACCUACUAUCGACAUACGGCCAACUUCCGUUCGACCUGAGUUAUUACACCGAGGUGCAAGAUUUGUCAUACCUACUAGGAAGUCUAGACUCGGAUCCUCGGACAGCAAAGUACAGCAAGCUGAAUAAAGCUAUGGUCGAGCUCGUCGAAGGCUUUUCGCUAGUCGGCUUCCAGACAUUAGCCGUCGAAGAUAAAGAAUCCAUGCUCAAUAUUGUCCGCACCAUCGACAAGAUGACAGGCUACAUCUUCAUCCCCUCCGGCGACCUCGACGGCACCUCCGCCGCCAACACCCAAGCCCUCUUUGGCAGCGCCAUGUCUUCCGCCAAGAUCCUCGGCCGCGCGGGCGGUGAUGUCAGAGACGUGCAGGAGAGGUGGGGGGAGAAUAAGGAAGAGUAUGAUGAUUGGGAGAGGGAGCAGUGGGCGAAGGAGUUUCAGAUGCGGAAGCAGGGCGAGCAGGCGGCUGGGGCGGGGCGGCAGGCGGGGGAAGCUUGA
Molecule: messenger RNA, 1065 nt
Organism: Cryptococcus amylolentus CBS 6039
Lineage: Eukaryota; Fungi; Basidiomycota; Tremellomycetes; Tremellales; Cryptococcaceae
Exons: 5
Coding region: 1-1065 (354 amino acids)
Cellular component (GO): cytoplasm
Molecular function (GO): GTPase activity
Source: RefSeq, a predicted model, not a curated record